Molecule: messenger RNA, 525 nt
Organism: Cylicostephanus goldi
Lineage: Eukaryota; Metazoa; Nematoda; Chromadorea; Rhabditida; Strongylidae
Source: the annotation of a GenBank genome assembly
AUGACAACGGCUGUUGCUCAGUCACCAGGACACGAAGAAUCGGACGAUUCACUCUAUCCAAUCGCUGUGCUUAUUGAUGAACUUCGAAAUGAAGACGUCCAUUUGCGGUUGAACAGCAUUCGAAAAUUGUCAACGAUUGCGCUAGCUCUCGGUGUUGAACGGACUAGGAACGAACUCAUUCAGUUUCUCACAGAUACAAUCUACGAUGAAGAUGAAGUUUUGCUCAUUCUGGCUGAUCAGCUUGGAAAUUUCACUCCUUUGGUUGGUGGUCCUGAUUACGUCCAUUGCUUGCUUCCACCGCUUGAGAAUUUGGCUACUGUGGAAGAAACUGUCGUACGAGACAAAGCUGUGGAGAGCUUGCGAAAAAUAGCUGACAAGCAUAGCACUGCCGCUUUGGAGGAGUAUUUCAUUCCCAUGCUCAAACGAUUGGCUACAGGUGACUGGUUUACAUCGCGUACGUCAGCUUGCGGACUAUUUAGCGUUGCUUAUCCACGUGUGAGCCCUGCUAUCAAAGCUGAGUUGAGA